AUGCGUUUCUCUCGAGGCUGCCAAGCGGCUCUUCUGGCUACUGCCGGAACUUUGACUUCUGCCACCAGCUUCAAGAAUGGCUCGUACGACUACAUCGUUGUCGGUGGUGGUCCCGCUGGUAUCAUCACGGCUGAGCGCUUUGUUGAGGCUGGAAAGAGUGUUCUUCUCCUUGAACAGGGCACCGGGCCUACUGUUGCAACCGGCGCAAACAGCACCCUCCCCUGGGACACCAGCUUGACCUCGAUCGACCUGCCCGGCCUGUCCGCCGAUAUUGGCUCACUUCCUGCGUGGGACGAAUACCUAUGCUCCGAUACGUCAGGAUAUGCUGCCUGUGUGCUUGGCGGUGGAGUCACUAUCAACUAUAUGGUCUUUGUGCACCCACCAGAGCAUGACUUUGACGAUAAUAACAACUGGCCCGAGGGAUGGAAGUGGAAGGAUCUUAAGCCUGCUGCCGAGAGACUAUAUAAGCGCAACCCCGGUACCAUCUUGCCUUCCGCUGAUGGCAAGUACUAUGACCAGGGACUUUAUACUGUCCUUUCCAAAUUCCUUAGCAAGCUUGGCUGGAAGUCCGUCAACAUGAUCACCCAGCCUAACGAGAAGUACCAGGUCUACAGUCACCCAGCAUGGAACGUCCAGGAUCAGAUGCGCGCUGGCCCCGUGCGCACCUAUCUACCCCUAGCCCAGAAGAGCCACAAGUUCACUCUGAGCCUGAACACCAAGGUGAUUCGCGUUGUGCGUUCCGGAGGCCAAAUCACCGGUGUGGAGCUGCAGACUGCUUCUGGUGAGACUGAGAUCGUGUCCGUUGCCCCUAAUGGUCGUGUUGUUCUCGCCAGUGGUGCCCUCGGCACUCCUCGCCUCCUCUUCAACUCCGGUAUUGGCCCGAAGAAACAGAUCGAGACCGCGAAGAAAGCCGGUAUUGCUGUGCCCUCAGAGCAGGAAUGGAUCAACCUGCCCGUGGGUGUCGGUCUCAAGGAUCACCCCAUCUUCACCAUCCUGGCCAAGACCGAUGGCGACUUCGGUAUUCCAGACUACGAGAGCAUCCUGAACGGUUCUGACCACAAGGACAUCAGUCUCUACCGCAAGGGUGAUGGUAUCUUGACCCAGGGCAAGCACCGCUUGACAUUCUUCUCCUCCAACGAGAUCAACGGCACUACCCGCUACUACCAGGGCUCAUGUGCUCCUAAGGCUGACUCCGUCCUCGAUAUCACCACCUACAUGACCCACGGUCUUACCUCUUCGGGUGUCUUGGGCAUUGACGAGAACCAGAAGACUAUCUUCGAGAAGUCUCCUUAUCUGCAGACUGAUGGUGACCGCGUGGCCGCUCGUAGCUUCAUCCAGUCGCUCGUCAACGAUUUCAACGAACCUAAUUCUGGUUUUGAGCUGGAGACCUACACCAAUGCUUCCGCUAUUAUCUCCUCUCUGUCCCCUGGUAUGCACUACACCACCACUGCCAAGCUUGGCAACGAUGAUGGCCGUAAGAGCGGUACUUCCGUGGUGGAUCUCAACACCAAGGUGUACGGAACCGACAACCUGUUCAUUGUUGAUGGUAGUAUCCACCCUGAUCUCCCAACUGGUAACAUCCAGACCACCAUCAUGAUCAUUGCGGAGGCUGCUGCCGCUCGUAUUCUCGCUCACCAGUAG
Molecule: messenger RNA, 1641 nt
Organism: Penicillium odoratum
Lineage: Eukaryota; Fungi; Ascomycota; Eurotiomycetes; Eurotiales; Aspergillaceae
Exons: 2
Coding region: 1-1641 (546 amino acids)
Molecular function (GO): oxidoreductase activity, acting on CH-OH group of donors; flavin adenine dinucleotide binding
Source: RefSeq, a predicted model, not a curated record